UCUAACCUUCAAUUUAAUAGAAAGGGUUCUUUUGUGUUCUUUCUCUCUUGAUUAAAGUUCAUUUCUUUUUUGUAAUAUCCAUGUUCGUCUUUACUGCUCGUUUUUAAUCUCUUCCUAUUUGAUGAUUUCUUCAACGGGGGGUUUUGGGGUGUUAUGUUAAGCACUUCCAUUUAUUUACUUACAUUCUUUAUUGGAAUUUCUGCAUUCAAUCUUAUGCCGUUUUUGCAUUUAUUGUUGUUGUGCCUGUAUUUGUCCCUACUCUAAUUUUGUAUAAGUGCGUAUUUAUUUCAUUUUGAGCCUUUUGAUUUAUAUGUUAUGUGGAUAUGAAAACCAAAUAAACGGAGAAGCCUCUGUCAAUAAGAUAAUUAAAAAUCCUAUCAUGGAGUAGUAUAUUUACAAAAAUUUUGUAUACAAAAUAAGACAUAUAUAUACACAUACCAUAGGGAAGCCUUAAUUUUUUGGGGGGCCCGAGGCAACCGUCAAUUAGUCCAAGGAAGAACCACCAUGAUGCUUUGCUGAGUCUGCUGUUCAUAUAAAUGUUUCAUUCUAUAAGGUCUCAUAAAUGACUAGCACAUCUUCACAUGAUCAAUUUGCUCAUAGAAAGUGUGUCCAGAGAUGGUGCAACAAAAAAGGCGACAUCACCUGUGAAAUCUGCAAUCAGGUUUUUUCACCAAAUUAUAUUUGUCCACCCCCAAGAGGCAAUGCUGAUGUUAUGACUAUUGAUAUCAGACAAGCAUGGGAAGCUCAUGUUGAUCUUCACCACACUCAGUUAUUGGCCUUCACAGAAGCCGGGCAUCAGCUUUUGCAGUCAGAGUAUAACGACUAUGGCAUGGAAAACCGUAGGAUUCUUAUAUGCUUCCGCUCUGCUGUUAUCAUUCUGAUGCUGCUCUUGGUGAUACACCAAACUUUGAUGGUUAAAUUAGAUAUUGGGAUGCCACUGGGAUCAUCAGUUUUCUUCCAUUAUCUGAUUUCCAUUCUUCAGCUGGCUGGUUUUCUUCUUCCUUGCUACAUCGUGGCCCAUUCAUGGUAUAUUGUACAAUACCGAAGGGGAAGGCAGGGAUGAGCUGAAUGGCUGACUCUAAAGGUAUGUCGAGGCGGCCGAUGUAUUUAUAGCCGAGCUAUUCUUCUUCUUCAAGUCUCUAGCUGCUUGCCUAAGCUAAGCUUAAUCUCAUAUUGAAAAGGUUUAACAUUGAAUUAUUUGAAUUUUGCUGCUGUUGCAAGGCAUGGUAGAAUUAGGCAUAUGUUUGAUGUUGUUAGUCUAUCUAGGAACUCAAAAAUGCAAUUGUAAAUGAGAUUUCCUUGAGUUCACUAGGUCCUCAAAUAAAUAUCUCCCGAGAUGAUUUAAUUGGUUAGGACUUAGGAGUGGACAAUUUCGUAAUUAAAAUAGUCUUUUCUUCUA
Salvia miltiorrhiza (redroot sage) is the source of this 1399-nucleotide messenger RNA. RefSeq lists its product as uncharacterized. Gene Ontology annotation, biological process: protein ubiquitination. Gene Ontology annotation, molecular function: zinc ion binding; ubiquitin-protein transferase activity. The record is from RefSeq and is a predicted model, not a curated record. Bases 563 to 1063 code for a protein of 166 amino acids. NCBI's taxonomy places the organism in Eukaryota, Viridiplantae, Streptophyta, Magnoliopsida, Lamiales, Lamiaceae. The transcript has 7 exons. Gene Ontology annotation, cellular component: membrane.